This is a messenger RNA of Talaromyces stipitatus ATCC 10500, 901 nucleotides long. Its product is annotated as centromere protein Cse4, putative. Gene Ontology annotation, molecular function: structural constituent of chromatin; DNA binding; protein heterodimerization activity. NCBI's taxonomy places the organism in Eukaryota, Fungi, Ascomycota, Eurotiomycetes, Eurotiales, Trichocomaceae. Gene Ontology annotation, cellular component: nucleosome. The record is from RefSeq and is a predicted model, not a curated record. Bases 1 to 591 code for a protein of 196 amino acids. The transcript is spliced from 2 exons.
AUGCCACCGAAAACCGGUCGAGGGCACCCAAUCAUAUCCGCCAGCGCUUUAGGAUCUCCAAGCGCAAGCAGAGCCCGCCCUUCAUCGAGAGCCGGUCGCGACGAAGAACCUACAAUAACAAGAAUCCCACAAUCACCCUCCACCAGCAAACCGAAACCAAGGCCCUUCACAACAGCAAAGACGACAAAUAAAGUGACAAAGCGACCAUCCGCAGGCAAAGCGCCACGACCAUCAAACAUACAACCCGGCGACCCAACCCCCACAGGCAAACGCCGCCGCUACAAACCGGGCACCGUCGCCCUCAAAGAAAUCCGCAAAUACCAACGCUCCUUCGAUCUACUCAUAAGCAAACUCCCCUUUGCGCGCCUAGUCCGCGAAGUCGCACUAGACCUGUUACCGGCCGAAGUAGGCGCUGAACUACGAUGGCAAUCGCACGCAAUUCAGGCACUUCAAGAAGCCGCUGAGGCGUUUUUGGUGCAUCUCUUUGAGGAUACGAAUCUGUGUGCGAUACAUGCGAAACGGGUUACGAUUAUGCAGAAGGAUAUUCAGCUUGCGAGGAGGAUUAGGGGGAUGUGGGGUGGAUUGGGUUAGUUUCUGAGUACAAGAGAGGAAGGGAUGUAAGAGGAGGCUUUGCAAGAACGGUGGCUUUUUUCUGUUUGGUUUUCUUUUGAUUGCAUCACGGCGAUGGUGUUUGUGGGAGUUAUAUACGGCAAUUUCGGAUAUGUCGAGUAUAUCAAAUGUGCAUUGCUGUUGCGGUUUGGAUGCUUUUCUGUUUGUGGCAUUGAGAUGGUAUUAUUUGUCUAUUGUUUAUUAAUAUCGCCUGGUUUCUAGCUCGUCCAGGCAUAGAAGUCAAGAAUGGACUUCUUGAAACAAUUUACCUAUGUAUGAAUCAGAGUCCAUA